Molecule: messenger RNA, 540 nt
Organism: Caenorhabditis briggsae
Lineage: Eukaryota; Metazoa; Nematoda; Chromadorea; Rhabditida; Rhabditidae
Exons: 6
Coding region: 1-540 (179 amino acids)
Source: RefSeq, a predicted model, not a curated record
AUGUUACCGGGAAAUUCUGCAAAUCUUGUAGAAGAAACUGCGAGGCUCACAAUGUCCCUGAAAAAUAUGGAGCUAGAGUUGGAAAAAUACAAGAACUACAUUUCAAAUAUGAACUGGGAAAAGGAGGAUAGCCGGAAAAAAGACUCCAACGAAAGUAAACGUCUACUAAUGAUGGAAACAUCUAAUUUGGGAGAAAAAAACGCGGAAUUGAACCGUGAGCUUGUGGAAGCGAAAUUGUCAGUUAAAAAACUGAAUAAUGAACUGGAAAGUGCACAGGAAAUUGUCAUGCUGAAUAAAAAAGAUUACAAUAAAGUGUGGGAUGAUAUGAUGUUUUACAAAAACAAAGUCGACUUUCCAUCAAACAACCAAAACCUGGAACAUCACGUUCAGACGCUCGAACGUCAACUUCGAGAAGAAAUGGAAGCGAAAAACGCUCUUCUCGAGGAGAACAAACGCCUCAAAGGAGUAUUCGACCCAGAUGCGUGUAUGAUUUGCUACGUGCCGUUACCGAUAUCUAGGUUGCAUCAAGCAUUGGUUUGA